This is a messenger RNA of Myotis davidii, 4982 nucleotides long. RefSeq names its product leucine rich repeat and coiled-coil centrosomal protein 1 (gene LRRCC1). The coding region runs from base 25 to 3111 and encodes 1028 amino acids. The record is from RefSeq and is a predicted model, not a curated record. NCBI's taxonomy places the organism in Eukaryota, Metazoa, Chordata, Mammalia, Chiroptera, Vespertilionidae. Gene Ontology annotation, molecular function: protein binding. Gene Ontology annotation, cellular component: centrosome; cytoplasm. The transcript is spliced from 19 exons.
CCGCGACGCCGGAAAAACGCGUCCAUGGAGGCGCCGGGGCAGGCGGAGGUCGAGCAUGAGGACGGCGACAGCACCUGUGGGGACCUGUGCUGCAUGGACCAAGGCCUGCGGAGCAUAUCAGAGUUAUCCUUAGAUUCAACCCUCCAUGCCAUCAAUCUGCAUUGUAACAACAUCUCGAAGAUAGAAGCCAUUGACCAUGUCUGGAAUUUACAACAUUUAGAUUUGUCAUCUAAUCAAAUCAGUCAAAUCGAAGGGCUAAGCGCACUGACAAAACUACGCACUUUAAAUUUAUCCAGCAAUUUGAUCACAAAAAUAGAAGGACUUGAAGCACUAAUUAAUCUGACUAGACUGAAUUUAUCCUAUAACCACAUAAAUGAUUUAAGUGGUUUGAUGCCCCUUCAUGGAAUCAAACAUAAGCUUAGAUACAUCGACCUGCACAGCAACUGCAUAGACAGCAUCCACCACCUGCUCCAGUGCAUGGUGGGCUUGCACUUCCUGACGAACCUGGUUUUGGAGAAGAAUGGCGAGGAUAACCCUGUCUGUCGGGUGCCGGGGUACCAAGCAAUUAUGCUGCAGACCCUGCCACAGCUUCGAAUCCUGGACUGCAAGAACAUAUUUGGUGAGCCGGUAGACCUGUCACAGAUAAACUCCUCAAGUCUGCAAUGCUUCGAAGGUCUUUUGGAUAAUUUGGUUUCAUCUGAUUCUCCCCUAAAUAUCAGUGAAGAUGAGAUCGCUGACGGCCUGCCGGUGGUGACGGCCCCCACGGGUGAUGACAUGGCCCCCCUGGACCCGUUUGCAAGUCCUCCAACUGACACGGGGCUGCCGUCUUUUAUGUCCGUGUGCCCGCCUUCUGAGCCAGAGAAGGAUAAUCAUGAUAGCGAUUUUCAGAAUGAGAUGAAACUUCAGAAAUUAGAUGAUCAGUUUUUACAGCUUCUCAAUGAAACUUCUAGCUCUUUAAUAGAUAAUGUUCCUGAGAAAGACCUGAUACUGAAAAGGGACAUGGAUAUAACUUCUGAAAGUGACUAUGGCAACAGAAAAGAAUGCAAUAGAAAAGUUCCUCGAAGAUCGAAAAUCCCAUAUUAUUCCAAAACAAUUCAGACUAUUAAGCACUACAACAAAAACAGCAACACUUCCAUAAGUUACAGUCGUAAAAUGAAGCAGCCUUUCUUUAAAGACUUAUACGUAUGUUCCUCUCUGGCGAACUGUAGCCAACUGGAGGAGGUUGAAGAGCCGGGGACUGAGCUGAUGCAAGUGAACAUCAGUUGCCCAGAGGACACCUACCGGAUACUUGUUGAGCAGCUAGACCAGGAGAGAGAGAAGAGGUGGAAAGCUGAACAAGCUGAAAAGAAGCUCAUGGAUUAUAUCGAUGAGCUGCAUAAACAUGCAAACGAAAAGAAGGACAUCCACAGCCUGGCUCUGCUCACCACAGAUAGGUUAAAGGAGAUUAUUUUUAAAGAGAGAAAUUCCAAAGUGCAACUCGAAGUUAUGGUUCACAAACUUCAAAAUGAAAUUAAAAAACUGACCAUUGAAUUAAUUAAAGCGAGAGACCAGCAAGAGGAUCACAUCCGGCACCUGAGAGCCCUGGAGAGAGCGUUAGAGAAGAUGGAGCGGCAGAAAGGGCAGCAGCAGACGGCACAGAUGCGGCUUAUCGAAGAGGUAGAGCUCAAGGCGGCGGCUGCCGACCGAGAAAUUAACUUACUUCGAACUUCCCUUCAGCAAGAAAAGGAGCAGGUGCAGCAGCUUCACGAGCUCCUUGCACUGAAGGAGCAGGAGCACAGGAAAGAACUUGAAACAAGGGCAUUUUUCAGUGAUGCUGAGUUCCAGGAAGCCAUAGCCAAGGAAGUGGCAAAAGAAGAGGCAAAGCGUGAGCAAGAGAUCAAAGGAUACCAAGAAAAAAUCGACACAUUAAAUCAUCAGUACCUGGAUUUGGAGAAUGAAUUUCGUAUUGCUUUAACUCUCGAAGCCAGAAGAUUUAAAGAUGUUAAAGAUGGUUUUGAAAGUGUUGCAACUGAGUUAGCAAAGAGCAAGAAUGCUCUUGCCUGGGCUCAACGGAAAGAAAACGAGUCUUCCUCUUUAAUUAAAGAUCUGGCCUGCAUGGUGAAGGAGCAAAAGACAAAGCUUGCUGAAGUCUCCAAACUGAAACACGAAACAGCAACAAACUUGCAGAAUCAGAUCAGCACCCUUGAGCUCCUGAUCGAAGACGACAGGCAGAAGAGCAUUCAAAUCGAGCUGCUCAAGCACGAGAAAGUCCAGCUGAUUGCCGAGCUCGCCGCCAAGGAGUCACUCAUUUACGGUCUCAGGACAGAGAGAAAAGUGUGGGGACAGGAGCUGGCACAACAGGGAUCCUGUCUGGCCCAGGACCGCGGGAAACUGGAGGCGCAGAUCGAAAGUUUAUGCAAAGAGAACGAGUCUCUGCGGAAGACGAACGAGCAAGACGGCGACACGCUGCGGAUUAAGUGCAAAAUCAUAGAGGACCAAACCGAGACCAUCAGGAAAUUAAAAGCUUGUUUACAGGAAAGAGAGGAACAAAUCAAAAUAUUACAAGAAAACAUCUGUGAAAUACAGAAAUGUACUCAAGAACAACUUGAUGAAAAAUCUUCACAACUGGAUGACAUAAUUGAGAAACUAGAAAGACACAAUGAAAGAAAAGCAAAACUAAAACAGCAGUUGCAAGUAAAGGAAUUAGAACUUGAAGAAAUUAGAAAAGCUUACAGUAUCCUUAAUCAGAAGUGGCAUGAUAAAGGGGAGCUCCUCAGUAAUCUGGAAAUGCAAGUAAAGGAAGUGAAGGAGAAAUUUGAGAACAAGGAAAGGAAGCUGAAAGCGGAAAGAGACAAAAGUGUUGAACUACGAAAGGAUGCUGUGGAAAAGCUUUAUUGUAUGGAUGAUGCCUUUAAAAAACAAGUGGAGGCAAUUGUUGAAGCUCAUCAUGCUGAAAUAAUGCAUCUGGAAAAUGAAAAGCAAAAAUAUAUUGAUUCUGCAAAUUUAAAGGUUCAUCAAGUUGAAGAAGAAAUGCGUGGACUUCUGCAAGAAAACUGCAAGAACAAAAAAGCACUGGAAGCAAAAAUUAAGCAUCUUGCUUUUGCUGUAAACGAAAUUCAUCAGGUCUUGUGAUGGUUCUGAGAACAAAUUCAAUUGAAAUGGACCAGCAGACCAAUUGUAAAAAUGAUUAAAUAUUGUAACAGUAGUAACUGCUAUGACUUUGAAAUGUCUCUUUCUACCCAUUUCAUUCUGAUUUUUAAAAGACUUUUGAAAAAGUAUUUAAUUGUAUAUGUAGCUUUUUAUAAUAAAUUGUUGAUAAUUAUGUGUAUUAGAAAAACCUAUCCAAAUAACUAGACUUAAGACACUUCUUGUUUCUGUACUAUACAUUCUUUGGUAAUUACACUUUGCCUAAAUAUGUAAAUGGAAAUUAAGGUUAGCCUUUGAUAUAUUAGGGAAAUUAUUUUAAUAGUUGCCAUUGCCUUAUUGUAUUGAUGAAGAAUUAAUUCUAUUUCUUGGUUGUCCUUUAGUUUAUGUAGCUCCAUUCUUUCAAAAUGCUCAUAUGAAGAGCCAAAAAGUAUCUGAGAUCUGUAUGGUCAGAGAUGUGGCACUCGUAAGAAAGCAUGUCACCAUUUCCUCACCCUUCAUAAUGACCCCUUUUUUAUAAUGCAUAUGACUUUCAUUAAAGAUUACAUUUAAGGUUUAUAAACAUUGUCUGUUCCAGAGGAACACUACUGUUCCACCCUUAUUUUUUCAUUUCCCCCUUUAGUCACUGUAUAUAUGAAGAGAAUUCUUAUUUUGCAGCUGGAAACUGUUUUCUUCCAUUCAUCCAGUCAUUUAUUACUGUAUCACUUUUGUCAUCUUUUAUGUUCCUGUGUAUAUAAAACAAGAACCUAAGUACUAUCCUCCUCACUGUUUUUGAAAGAGAAUAUAAUACUAUGCUUUUAAGUAAUAGCCAGUGACGUUUUAAAAGUUAAAUGGAAAAAUAUAAAUGCUUCUAAAAGAGGGUCCAUGCUUCACUUUAGGAAGCUUCACACUGACACCUGUGGGACAGCAUUGAACAUACUAAGGUGUAUGGGAGUUGGGGAGGAGAGAGCAUAGAAAUAAUUUGGGAGAAUAAUAGCUAAAAACUCCCUAAGUUUGAUGAAAAAAGAUCAACUUACAGAUCCAAGAACUUCCAUAAAACCUAGGAUAAACAUGAAGAGAAACACUUAGACACUUUAUAGUCAAACUGUUGGGAAAAUCUUGAAAACAAGAAAAUAUGGUUUAUCUCAGAUGAACAGUAUGACUAACAGUUGACUUCUCAUGAGAAACAGUGGAGACCGGAAGGCAGUGAAUGACAUAUUCGAAGUAUGGGAAGACAGAAAUCGUCAAUCAAGAAUGCUGUCUCCAAAACUAUCCUUCAAAAUAAAGACAGAAAAUGUAUUGCUAGCCAAACUAAUGGAAAAGAAAUGUUAAAGGAUGAAAGGAAAUGAUAUCAGACAGUAACUCAUAUCCACUGCAAGAAAUAAAGAAUAUUGGAAACAUGAAGAACUCUACAGACCUGUUUCCCAGCAAAAUAAUACUAACUGGCAAAGAGUUUUUUAAAAUACCAUUUAGUCUCUGAAAACUGUCCUGAGAGCAUACAGCAGUGAAGACAUUUAUUGAAGAACAUUUACUGAACCUGUCAACAGCAGAAGCCUGAGGCACCGAGACAUAGCUAUCUCCUAAUACCUCCCACCCAGCCUGAUGGGAGUUUCGUAGUGGAUGGCUGUGGCCAAGAAGAUAGGUGCCCCUCCGACCCACUCCAUCAGUCACCAGGGAGGGCAAGCUGACAGCCUUAACCAUGAGUCCAAUGAGCCAGAAAGACUCAAGCUACUACAAUCAGGAAUGGAAGCAAGGACAUACUGGGGUGGGAGGAAACCUUGGGAGUUGAUUACUAUGUUUAUGGUCGUGGCAGUGAUAAGUUUAUGGUCUAGACUUAACCCCACUCAUUGGGUUGAAUAAAUGUUUUACAUGUCAACAGA